ACAGCCGCCGGCGGCCGAUGUAAUCCGGACCCGCGCGCCCUCGCCGCUCUGCCCGCCACCUCGAUGUGGUGUCCGCCGCGCUCUCGCCUGCAUCACCAUGAACGCGCAGCUGACCAUGGAGGCGAUCGGCGAGCUGCACGCGGUGAGCCACGAGCCAGUGCCCGCCCCCGCUGACCUGCUGGGAGGCAGUCCCCACGCGCGCGGAUCCGUGGCGCACCGCGGCGGCCACCUGGCCCCCGCGCACCCGCGCUCGCUGGGCAUGGCCACCUUGCUGGACGGCGGCGGCGGCGGCGACUACCAUCACCACCCCCGCGGCCCGGAGCACAGCCUGGCCGGGCCCCUGCACCCCACCAUGACCAUGGCCUGCGAGACCCCCCCAGGUAUGAGCAUGCCCACCACCUACACCACGCUCACCCCGCUGCAACCGCUGCCACCCAUCUCCACCGUGUCCGACAAGUUCCCCCACCAUCACCACCACCACCAUCACCACCACCACCACCCGCCGCACCAUCACCAGCGCCUGGCGGGCAACGUGAGCGGCAGCUUCACUCUCAUGCGCGACGAGCGCGGGCUGGCUUCCAUGAACAACCUCUACACCCCCUACCACAAGGACGUGGCCGGCAUGGGCCAGAGCCUCUCGCCCCUCUCCGGCUCCGGCCUGGGUGGCAUCCACAACUCCCAGCAAGGGCUCCCUCACUAUGGCCACCCUGGAGCCGCCAUGCCCGCCGACAAGAUGCUCACCCCCAACGGUUUUGAAGCCCACCACCCGGCCAUGCUCGGCCGCCACGGGGAACAACAUCUCACACCCACCUCGGCCGGCAUGGUGCCCAUCAACGGCCUUCCUCCGCACCAUCCCCACGCCCACCUGAACGCCCAGGGUCACGGCCAGCUCCUGGGCCCUGCCCGGGAGCCUAACCCCUCCGUGGCGGGCGCGCAAGUCAGCAAUGGAAGUAAUUCAGGGCAGAUGGAAGAGAUCAAUACCAAAGAGGUGGCGCAGCGCAUCACCACCGAGCUCAAACGCUACAGCAUUCCCCAGGCCAUCUUUGCUCAGAGGGUGCUCUGCCGCUCCCAGGGGACCCUCUCGGACCUGCUGCGCAACCCAAAACCCUGGAGCAAGCUCAAGUCCGGCCGGGAGACAUUCCGGAGAAUGUGGAAGUGGCUGCAGGAGCCCGAGUUCCAGCGCAUGUCGGCGCUCCGUUUAGCAGCGUGCAAGAGGAAAGAGCAAGAGCACGGCAAGGACCGCGGCAGCGCUCCCAAAAAGCCCCGGCUGGUCUUCACCGACGUCCAGCGCCGAACUCUGCACGCGAUAUUCAAGGAGAACAAGCGGCCGUCCAAGGAGCUGCAGAUUACCAUCUCGCAGCAGCUCGGGCUGGAGCUCAGCACCGUGAGCAACUUCUUCAUGAACGCGCGGCGGAGGAGCCUGGACAAGUGGCAGGACGAGGCCAGCGCCACCUCCGGGAGCUCCUCCUCCUCCUCGGGCACCUGCACCAAAGCAUGAAGGGAGCCACGAACUCGAACCUCGGUGGAAAAGCUUUAAAUUUAA
Octodon degus (degu) is the source of this 1543-nucleotide messenger RNA. It is a transcript of the gene Onecut1, whose product is annotated as one cut homeobox 1. Gene Ontology annotation, cellular component: nucleus. Gene Ontology annotation, molecular function: DNA-binding transcription factor activity, RNA polymerase II-specific; RNA polymerase II cis-regulatory region sequence-specific DNA binding. The transcript has 2 exons. The record is from RefSeq and is a predicted model, not a curated record. NCBI's taxonomy places the organism in Eukaryota, Metazoa, Chordata, Mammalia, Rodentia, Octodontidae. Gene Ontology annotation, biological process: regulation of transcription by RNA polymerase II. The coding region runs from base 98 to 1498 and encodes 466 amino acids.